AUGGCACCCAUUCGUGCGGCUGUCUUUGCGACGCUGCUCAUGAACGAUGCCUACCUACCAGGCGCCAUGGUCCUGGGCCAUUCCUUGAAAGAUAAAGGUGCCAAAGCUCCCUUGGUGGCUUUUAUUCUGGUAGACAGAUUGUCCUCCGAUACCAUCACUGAGCUUCGGACCGUCUACGAUGAAAUCGUACCUAUCCAGGAGAUCAAAAACAAAAAUCCUGCGAACCUCUACCUCAUGAAUCGAGCCGAUUUAAUAUCCACCUUCACAAAGAUCGAGUUGUGGCGGCAAACUCAGUUCAAGAGGAUAGUGUACUUGGACGCCGACAUGGUGGUGAUCAGAGCUCCGAACGAGCUUCUCACUCUGGACACAAACUUUGCUGCAGUACCGGAUAUCGGCUGGCCCGAUUUGUUCAACAGUGGUAUGAUGGUGCUGAAUCCCAACAUGGCUGAUUACUACUCUCUUUAUGCAUUGGCGCAAAGGGGGAUCAGUUUCGAUGGAGCUGAUCAAGGUCUCCUCAACAUGCACUUUCGCGAGUGGGAGAGAUUGAGUUUUGUGUACAAUUGCACACCAAGCGGCCAUUAUCAAUAUAUCCCUGCCUACCGACACUUCUCCAGCAGUAUUGCUGCGGUGCACUUCAUCGGCAAAGACAAGCCGUGGACGUUGGGUAGAGACAACAAGCUUAAUACAGGCGUCUACGGUGAGCUAUUGGGGAUGUGGUGGUCUGUAUACGACAGGCAUUAUCGGCCAAAGACGGCCACUUACUACGACGCCCAAACUUUUGAUUCUUCCAAAAAGGUCCAAGACUACGUGCGUGGAGAGGAACCUUUGUAUGUGGUAGGCUAUUCAAGCGGCCAGUCAGGACCGGGCCCGAUUCCGCAGCCUCAGCACGAAUACCACCAUCCUUCAGAGCAACAUCACCAGCAUCCCCAUCAUCACGGACACCAGCAGGGGCAACAGCACCACCACGAACAGCAUCAGCAGGAACAGCAUAACCAGCACCACCAUCCUGCGGCGUCCGAGCAUACUGGGCAAAUCCCCUUACCUCCAGAGAUUCAGCUAUCUCAUUCUCAAUCGGGUCAAACAACCUCUGUUGAGUUGCCGUUGGGCGACGCUCCUACUCCCAAAGCCCCAUCCGACUUUCAUCCCGUUCCCACCGUCGAGCAGAGGCGAUUCUCAGCACCCCAUGCUGAAUGGGAUCCCGCACGAGAGCCUCCACCUGCGCACUCGAAACCAGAAGCUGCCAACUUUCCAACCACCAUCUACGACAUGUCAAGCGAAACCGCGCUCUUCCAACCACCUGCACACUACCCGGAAGCGCCAAAGGAUAUGUGGUACCAGGUACCCGAAAAGGUCCCCGAGCCCGAGAAACCGAAACCGAUCUUCCCCUGGGAAACCAGAGCACCGAAACCGACACGAGUAUUCCCUCAACCGAGGCAGCCUAGUCCACCCCCUGCUGCGCCGGAACCAGCACCUGUCGUCCCGGAGGAAGUGACAACUCCUUCAGUAACGACUGACGCCACUGGAGCGACGGAAGAAAGCGUACUCACACCACCUGCAGCACCAGUUGACCUUUGGGCGUCGUUCCAGCAAAGGACUAAUGCAUGGGAUGACAUGCCUGAAAUAGAGCGCUACGUGCAAUCCAUCAGUCAACCUCGAAAAGGCAAAAUACAAGUCCUGUAUAACACUCUUGGACAGCGCUCCCCUCAAAAUACCAGCGGCGCGACCACCCCCACAGCGAGAGAGCGACGACGCCCGAGCAUCAAACUGACUGACUUUCCCACCAAGGACGAGCGCCCGAGCUUACCCGUGACCCCCGCGCCGAUACGACGACCUACGUUUUGGGGUGACGAAAAGGAGGAAGAAGGGAGCUUGCCGACCGCAGAAGGAGUACCAAAACAAGAAGAAUGGGUGCGUCGAUUCUCCCACUACCCUCAACCUGAGUUUCCUGCUUCUCAUCCCCCAUCGCAUGAUGCGCGUCGUGUUUUGCAUUGGAGAUGCCAAUAUUGUGGGAAACAGAACCCUAUCACAAAGUUAGAACAGUUGCAGUUGAUGCAGAGUGAGGCGUUGUUGUCGCCCACGGGGACUCGAGAAUUGGGACAGUUGGCAGAGCCCCCUACAAGAAAGAUGCCAGAGAGCUCGACUAAGGAAGAGGUGGAGAAGGCGGUAAUCUCACAUAUAUCACCUACAAAGGUGCCAAAGGCACCCAAACCUAUCUUGAAGCCCCCUCACUUUGAAUUGGGUCAGGAUAUUGUGGGGCCAGAGGAAACCCCAACAAGAGGUGGUCAACAGGAUGAAGAUUCGUCUGAAGUUGUGCAAGCAGCCCAAGCGAAAGAGGAAUCGGUUGACCCAUUGUCCAGGCCAGAUGCUGAUGAAGAGGGGGCGCCUCCGGAGCGCGAAGCAAGAGGUGUUGUGGCCCCCACGACAGCAUGA
This is a messenger RNA of Fonsecaea multimorphosa CBS 102226, 2430 nucleotides long. RefSeq lists its product as uncharacterized. Gene Ontology annotation, cellular component: cytoplasm. The coding region runs from base 1 to 2430 and encodes 809 amino acids. The record is from RefSeq and is a predicted model, not a curated record. The transcript has 6 exons. Gene Ontology annotation, molecular function: glycosyltransferase activity. NCBI's taxonomy places the organism in Eukaryota, Fungi, Ascomycota, Eurotiomycetes, Chaetothyriales, Herpotrichiellaceae.